Hibiscus syriacus is the source of this 2027-nucleotide messenger RNA. RefSeq names its product DELLA protein RGL1-like. Gene Ontology annotation, biological process: regulation of DNA-templated transcription. Gene Ontology annotation, cellular component: nucleus. Bases 48 to 1838 code for a protein of 596 amino acids. The record is from RefSeq and is a predicted model, not a curated record. The transcript has a single exon. Gene Ontology annotation, molecular function: DNA-binding transcription factor activity; sequence-specific DNA binding. NCBI's taxonomy places the organism in Eukaryota, Viridiplantae, Streptophyta, Magnoliopsida, Malvales, Malvaceae.
CUAUAUAGUUUCCUUGAGGGGUCUCUUAGUUUCCAUUUCUGUCUACCAUGGGGAAUUAUGUGCAUUCUUGGGACGACUUUAAUAUUUAUGCAGCUCCAGAUAAGUUAAGUCCUUCCGAUAAAGGAUUCGAGAGCUUUACUGGCGGUAUUAAAGGGAAACAAAGUGGUUUUUAUGGUGUUGAAGCUUGGGGUGAAACUGUAGCCAUUGAUUCCUUGCCUUCUGAUUAUGAAUUCUAUGGAGAUGAAUCAAUGGCUGCCACAGGUUUCGGUUACUCGAAACGAGGCCUGCAGCAGCAGCAACAGAAUAUUAGGUGUUGUGAUUUCCUUGAUGGUGUGAGUUUCAAUGCUCAAUCUCCAUUGAUUCCGACAUGUUUCAAUGAAAUCACGGAGCUCGGUCGGAUCAGGGAUGGAGUUUGUGAGGAUAUUGAUGAGAAAAAGAAGGGAAGACAGCAGCCUCGUUGUUUAUCUUCCCUUGGACUGCUGAACAGCUACGGCAAUGGAUUCAAACGUUUGCAUGGGGAAGGAAGAAUAGAAGAUGAUAUAACCGUAUCCGACGCUCGGGAUGAUGAAGACCGAAAUUUUUCGACUGAAGAAAUCAUGAGGAUUGCUGGAGAGAUGUUUAUAAAGUCAUGUGGCCAAAGUGUUGAUGGAAUCUCCAUGAUUGAUCAACCUUCUAAUGUUUGUUUUUCGGGAUUGUCGGACCAGGAGACGAGAGACGUCGAGCUUGCUGUGCUUCUUCUAGCCACUGCAGAAAAAAUAGGGUACCAACAAUAUGAAAGUGCUGGCAGAUUGCUUAAACAAUGUGAUUUCAUGUCGUCGAAAACCGGAAAUCCAGUUCAGCGAGUAGUCUAUUAUUUCACCGAGGCGCUUCGAGAGAAGAUCGAAAGAAGUUCGUCAAAGGGUUUAAAGUGGAGGCCGUUUUUUGAUAUCGACAAGGCGAUGAUGACCAUGAACCCGGCUGUAUUGGCAUGUCAUCAAGAGCUUCCUUUUUCAAAGGUUACCCAAUUUGCAGGGAUCCAGGCCAUUGUGGAAAAUGUUGCUGAUGCAAAAAAGGUUCACAUAAUUGAUCUUGAAAUAAGACAUGGUGUUCAGUGGACUAUCUUAAUGCAAGCUCUUGCAUCUCAACAACACGAAUGCCGUAUGGAGCUCCUGAAAAUAACAGCCAUUUCGACCAAAGCGAAGGCUUACGUUGAGGGCACCGGCAAGAGGCUCUUGGGUUUUGCUCAGAGCUUAGGAAUACCCUUUGCCUUCAAGGUUGUUAUGGUCUCGGAUAUGUUAGAUCUUAAAGAAGAUCUCUUUGAAAUUGAUGCCGAAGAAUCCAUUGUGGCAUAUGCGGGGUUUGCUUUCCAGAAAAUGCUCGUGAUGCCGAACCGGAUCGAAAAUAUAAUGAGGGUACUCAGAGUUAUGAAUCCUUGUUUAAUGGUGGUAACCGAAAUCGAAGCCAACCAUAACUCACCAAUCUUCGUGAACCGUUUCAUCGAAGUACUGUUUUUCUUCGGUGCAUACUUCGAUUGCAUCGCAACUUGCAUGAAACAUGAUAUCAAAAGCAGAGAGAUCAUAGAAUCAGUGUUCUUUUGUGAGGGUAUUCGGAACAUGAUAGCGAGUGAAGGCGACGAAAGGAAGGUCCGGCACGUGAAGUUCGAUGUUUGGAGGGCGUUUUUCGUUCGGUAUGGGAUGGAGGAGGCGGCAUUAAGCAUGUUAUCCAGGUACCAGGUAGACCUUAUUCUAAAAAAUUUUGCCUGUGGAACUUGCUGUACGCUCGAUAUGAAUGGAAAAAGUCUACUCAUAGGUUGGAAGGGAACGCCGAUGCAUUCAAUUUCGGUUUGGAAGUGUCUAUAAACCGACGGAUUAACGUCUCUAAUCUUCGAUACUUCCGUUCAACUGUUUGAAGUAUGAAAGUCGUGAUCAUCAUCAAUCAGCAGCAGCAGCAGCAGUGAAUGUGAUGAUAUAGUUUUAUCUCAUGAUCUUUGCUUAUGGAUGUCCAUUUUGAAAUUUUGUGGAAGCAACAAGCUCUGUGAUUUUGCUGUU